AGCUGCCGUUGCCAAGUAUGGGAAUCCCUAGGAGGGGCACCUGACUGACGCAACAUGCCGCAUUGGUCACGGUUUAAACUUCGAAGUCACUACCUGUUUCUUCUGUUUCUGUUUAUACUUUCAGCCUUAUUGCCUUAUUGAAUUGUUUGACAUCUGACGAUUACAUACCUUUCUCAUCUGCAUCCUUUCUUUAUUUCCGUACGGUGUAUACAAACCCCAUCAUCCAUACAUCUCUCUUCUUGCUCUAGGAUAGGACUGCCCUUUUCGAUCUAUUCUCAUUUCACUACUAGUGUUAUUCCGUCUACGGCACCUCGUACCAUCGUACAUACUCAAGCAUUACGCACCACUGCCUAACACGCCCGAAUGCGUUGACGACUAAGUCGGGAUUCGUCCGUCCCAUCCCAACAAACCGGUCUCGUGACACUUCUGUCUGACCCGUAUACCUCGCUGCGUUGCGUCUUCUAUAUCCACCUCCAUCCAAACCGUUCGACCUGCAAUCCUCCCGCUUCGCCUCUAGCGCCUCGCCUGGAUUCCCAUUCCCCAUCUAGCCGCAGAAGCGAAACCUUCCCCCCUCUCUCCGAACCAGAUGUCGAGAAAGACCCUGCGCAUCCUCUGCUUCGGCAACUCGCUGACGUCCGGAUUUCCGGCGGGGAAGCCGUAUGCGGAGAGGCUGAAGGAGAAGCUCGAGGACGCCUUCCUGGGCCACGGAUACGGCGAGAUCCUAUACGAGGUCGAUGGCGUGCCGGGAGAUUUGGUGACGAGGGGUUCGUAUCUCGGGCGCAUGGAGGAUGCUUGGAAGCAGGCAAUGCGGAAUCGCGAACCGUAUGACUGGACGAUCGUGCUAGGUGGGACAAAUGAUCUGGGUUGGGGAUGUUCGGCAGAGGACCUUAUUGCUGGCUUGAAGAAGGCUUGGGACAUCCCACUGUCCUACGGUGGUAAAGUACUGGCGUUAACGAUAACCGAUACGAGAAGUAGAUAUAAGGAUAUUAAAGAGCGUAGGGAUGAGGUGAACAAGGCUAUCAAAGCGUAUAAGAGGCCAAAUUUCUUCUACUUCGACUUAUACAACGCAAUACCGUACCACGAUAUGGUACCAGAAGACAGACCUAAGUACUGGGAAAUGGACGGCGUGCACCUUUCCGCCGACGGCUACAACCUCAUGGGGGAGAAGAUCGCCGAACAGCUAAUUAGAGUCAUCAGGCUUGCAGAAGCUCAGGAGGACGACAUUAAGAGCAUCGCGGCGGACCCGAAACAGAGACAAGCUAUCGAGGAUAUGAUAUUCGAGGAGGAGAGGGGGAACCCGAAGUUGCUUAGCCAAGGUUAUAUCGUCGUCCGUAAGAGCGACCUCGAUUAGAAUAGAUUACUAGGCUGGGUUAAUAAAGAUGAAGAUUACCACC
Annulohypoxylon truncatum is the source of this 1394-nucleotide messenger RNA. Its product is annotated as SGNH hydrolase. The coding region runs from base 587 to 1351 and encodes 254 amino acids. Gene Ontology annotation, molecular function: phosphatidylcholine lysophospholipase A1 activity. The record is from RefSeq and is a predicted model, not a curated record. NCBI's taxonomy places the organism in Eukaryota, Fungi, Ascomycota, Sordariomycetes, Xylariales, Hypoxylaceae. The transcript is spliced from 4 exons.